AUGGCAGCCUCUGCACCAGCGGAAACUUCACCAGAAACCCGUAGCACAGUUCAAGCCGAGCAAGCGCCCAGCGUGGCUGAAAGGAGCCUGCAACAGCCUGCUGCUCAGCAACCUCCCAAGCAAAAACAAAGGAAUGGCAGUUCGGAAAUCACACGCCCAUUGGAUACAGCGCCAGAACCUGCGGAAGAAAUAUUGCUGCCGCCAACACCUGAAGAGGCCGAACCCCCAAUCCAAAAUCCCCCAGUUGUUGAUGAACUAGACGACAUGGGGAAAGAUGACUUCUACCGCGACCUUGAUGUCUGGCUCCGUUUGGAGGAGAAAGACAUCAAAAGACGUUGGAAUAUUAAUGGAACGCCCAUAGAGUUAUACGACUUGGCGCAAGCUAUCCAAACUGCUCCUGUCCUCCCUGAAACCGGCACUGUCGACUGGGAAAAAGUCGCCGAAAAUUUGGGGUUUGCCGAUCCUGACGUGCACUUGCUCAACGAGUUGCAACUCUUUUAUGAUGAAAGUCUCCAGGAGUUUUUGAACUCGACGAAGAGCCCGUCUCAGAUUCAGAGGCCAUAG
Molecule: messenger RNA, 564 nt
Organism: Fusarium graminearum PH-1
Lineage: Eukaryota; Fungi; Ascomycota; Sordariomycetes; Hypocreales; Nectriaceae
Exons: 2
Coding region: 1-564 (187 amino acids)
Molecular function (GO): DNA binding
Source: RefSeq, a predicted model, not a curated record